Procambarus clarkii (red swamp crayfish) is the source of this 4774-nucleotide messenger RNA. RefSeq lists its product as uncharacterized. Gene Ontology annotation, biological process: intracellular sterol transport. The record is from RefSeq and is a predicted model, not a curated record. Gene Ontology annotation, cellular component: plasma membrane; endoplasmic reticulum membrane; endoplasmic reticulum-plasma membrane contact site. NCBI's taxonomy places the organism in Eukaryota, Metazoa, Arthropoda, Malacostraca, Decapoda, Cambaridae. Gene Ontology annotation, molecular function: sterol transfer activity; sterol binding.
CUUUUGGGGGAGUUUUACCAGUCUUGCCUGAUGCCUGUGAUUGGUUGCGUCGGCCCGAACACCUCUGUCAAGGAACAUUGACGGGAUUUACGACUCAGAGAAACGCGGAAGGAAUGUCGUCGCAGACGUUAUAGCUCUGCCGAAGUGAGUCUUAAGUGCUGAGAAGAUCGACAUGUUCAAAAGGUCACCGUUGGACUAGAGUUGAAUAGUAAAAUAAUAUCUUGAGGCAUCGCAGGCUCCUCGUCUCCUGGCGUGACGGGAGACCUGCAGGGAGGCGAGCCAGAUAGUCUUGUCCGGCCUUUGUCCCUAAAGGCCGGAGGAAGGCCUGGCCCUAUGUAGCUGUAAUGCCUCGGCCAAAUAUAGCCUAAAACAAAACAAAAUUAAACUGUCGUGGAUGAGACAAAUAGAUGUUGAUCAAUAUUUUUAUGGCUCGGAAGAUAUAUGAAAAUAUAGUGUCUUUAGGGUAUGUAUUAUCCAUACCUAAGAUAAAUAGUAUUGACCAAGAACUCAUAAGUGUAGCAACAGUGGCAUCUUCCUGACAAUUUCAGUCACUAGGGAAUACAUAUGUGAGCGACGGACGGGUGGCCAAGUGUGGUUACGGGAGUCGGCGUGACCGCGGCUCCACGGGAUCCGUCCUCGUUGCCUUCUCUGUACACCAGAGGCCGCCGUAGCGAAUGAAGCUAAAGGCAAAGUUGAAAUCUUUGCUUCUAAUUCGUGGUGGUUACUGGCCACAAGACCACCAACCUCACUGCCACAGCCCUACCACCACCAGUACCACUGCCACCACCACUGCCACAACAACCACUGCCAUCACCACCACCACUACCACAUCUACAACCACCACCACAUCUACAACCACCACCACCAUGCCACGGGAUUACCGAUCAGCCAGCAAGUCCAUGAUGGACCUGAGUGGCCGCACUCACGACGACGACCAGGAUCCGCUCCACCGGGCUCGCUCAGUCUGGGACGUCGGCCACAGAAAUAUAGUCCCGCGGAGACGUAAGGUUAACUCCUUCACUCCGUCUGAUCAAGAGAUUGAAUCCCUCUCCCGGCCCAAGUCCCUUCCCGCCACCUCUCUCCAGGAAGGGCGCCAGCGCCCUAAGUCCCUUCCCGCCACCUCCCUCCAGGAAGGGCACCAGCGCCCCAAGAGGACCUCGGCUAUCCAAUGGGCCGCAGGUGUGGGCCGAGACGACGCCGGGAAGGCCACCACUGGUGGGACCCUUACCGUCUCGAGGGCGGGAACGCCACACCGGCUCUCCAGCAGCUCCACAACAUCCAAUCCCGUCACGCCCUCGUCGUCGGGCGACGGGCUCGACCCUGAAGUGUUCAGGAGUGACGUCAACAUAACGGAGGCUCAGUCUAUGAUGUCCCUGUCUCGACCCUACAGGACCAGCAACUGCUCCGACGACGAGCCAAGAGGAUUCCGCAAGAAGCCCAGCAGUGCCUUACAUGCCUUGAAGAACCUGAGUCGCAGCACGCCGGCAAUGUCACCGUCGGUGUCGCCUCGCCACAGCGACAGCGAGGGGCCUCCGCGGGUGUCGAAGGGCACCAAGAAGUUCAUGCGACACUUCGCUGACGCUCCCCCAAACGAGUGGGUCCUGAACUAUUUCUCGUGCGCACUGGUGGCGGACAUCCUCCUUCAAGGCACACUCUUCAUCACACCCAACUUCUUCGCCUUCUACUCCAAGAUCUUCGGACACGUCAGCAGGCUGCUGAUACCUGUGACGCAAGUGGAGACGAUCCAGAAGGAGAGGACUGCAAAGAUCAUCCCCAACGCCGUGGGUCUGCACAUGGUGGACGGCAAAACAUACGUUUUCGGCUCCCUCCUCUCCCGGGAUUCCACCUACAAGCUCAUGCUCCAUAUCUGGAAGAAGGCGCAGCGGAUGGCAGACAGCGACAGCGAGCCUCCGCUCUCCGUGGUGCAGGUGGCUGGAGAGGAAGAGGAUGACGAGGUGGAGGACUCGGUGUCGGGUAGUGCAGAGAGUGAAGACCACUCCGAUGUUGCCUAUGUGGUAACCAACCCCAUCCCUGUGUUGAUCGGAGUGCCCACUCUCAUCAGCACCACUGCCAUCUCUUCUCCCUGGACCCGAGACAGCACCAUUACCACAACCACUGCCAACAUUGUCUCCAGCAUUCUUCCCAUUCAAGACAUCCGCAUUCCCUCCACCACAAAUAGCAGUAGCAUUCCAGUCAACAGUUUAGUGGGGUCAGCAGGCUCUGCGGCAGCACGACAAGGGAGUUUUUCGGGUGCUAAAAGCGGCAGCAUAGUGGAAGAGCCCAGAAGAGAUGCUGAUGCUGGGCUACUACAAUGGGUCACACAAGGCUCCCUAGUGAAAACAUGCUUCAGGAUGGGGCGAGUGCCUGUAAAGUUAGUGGGUGAAGGCAUCAAGGAGUUGUGGGCACUACCUAGAACCUCUCUCCUCCUCAUCAUCUCCACACUCCUCCUCCUCAUGCUCUUUGCCUCGGCGGCGUUCAUGCUCCACCGGGUUGACAUCCUCAGCCAGCAACUGGGACUGGAGAAGUACGACGACUAUGAUGGCAUGUAUGAGGAGGUACUACAGAUGCAACAGAGGCUUCAUGCUGCUGCCUCCACAGAGAUCGAGAAGACCCUCAGUAUCCAGCUCAAACACAUUGCCACAGUACGACAGUCUUUAGAAGCCCUGGUAGUUCUCUUCAACAAGGAGCCUCCAAUGAAUACAGCACAGAUACCUGACAACACAUAACAGGAGCUGCACUAGGCCUGGGAUGACUCCAUCAUGCUGACUUCUCACACCUGGUAUCCAGUUGGUUUGAAGUAUGAGAUGGAAGAAACCAGUCCUACAUAAGAUGAGAGGGAAACUGAUAACCUUAUCACAUCUAAAAUAGUGAGGCUUGUCCUAACAGAAGAAUCAUAUUAAGGUUACUCUUCUCAUAGAGGGGUAAAUAGUCUCAAUGUAAUUUGAGAAUUAUAAUCUCAGUAUCUGUAUGACAAAAAAUUUAUCGCUCAUUUUAGAAAAAAAAAAGUAUCCACAUAAAACUCUCCUGAAAUAGCACGUUUACCUUUUUGUUUUUUAGUGCCAUAUCUCCAUUCCUCCAUCCCCUCAAGAGAACUUCUCUCAGAAGGGGUGACACUGUUUUAUAAGAUGAAGUGUAUCAUAUGUGCUUGGAAAUACAGAACUACGGUAAUGUACUUCCCACAUUAGCUAUGAUAUUAUUUUUAAGUUUAAUGCAAGUAAAUAACUACAACUGAUACAUAAAUGUGUGUCCUGGUUUUUAUUCCCAUAUGAAUUUUGUCGUCAUAUCAAUAGACAGGAGUAGAUAUAGACUGUAUCAUUCACUAUAAAACCACUCUGUAGUCAAGAGGAUUAAUGGUACAACUUGAUCAGUGUUCAAGAAAGGGUGCCAUCACUUUCUAGUCAGAUGGUAAUACAAUCUUAUAAAACCUGCAGUUCAUGCUGGUAAUAAACAUAGGUAAAGAUGCCAUAUGUUAUAUCCAUGUUAUCUUUAUCAAAUUUGGUCUAUUUAGUCGAUAAAAUGGUGCUCUUCUUUGCCAAAAAUAAAAUAAUUGCAAAUUUGUAAAAUUGCAAUGAGAUGUAUCUAGUCACUAUUAACAUAAUAGCAAGAGCACUGCUAGUUUCCAAGCUGUUAAAAGCUUGAUUCCUGUUUUAAAUAAAUAUUUCAAUCGCAUUUAAACAAUACAACAGUAUAGUAAACAAUUUAAAAAAGUUUAAUUUAUUGUUAUAAUUCUCUUUAUCCUAGAAUUCUGAAAUGGUUGUGACAGUAGACAACAUUUUAACCAUAUUGCUUAUAAGUACAGUAGUUAAGUUUUUGAAAGUCUUUAAUAUCUUCAGGCAAGUCCUCGAGUUACGUUCUAAGUUGAGAGGUAAGCUUGAAAUAAAGUUCAUUUAAAUAUGUGUUGCACACAAUCCCUCCUGAACUUCACAUUGUGGACCAAAGAUUUUGUCUAUAAUGGAUACAAUUUUUUAUUUUAUCUCGGGAUUUUUACCCUACGUUAAGUUUGUAGUAGUGUUAUGUUCUGUGCCUCAUUUGGGCAUCACCCUUCCGGCCACUUGUAUAGUAUGUUCUCUUCAAUACAUGUACUGUAUCUCUAAAAUUUUGUCCAUUUUUAGCCGUGAUAUUCGGCUCAAGGGUGAAGCAUCAGCCAUACAUAUGACAUAAACAACCCAAUGAUCUGUGCAAUUCUGACCAAUGUGAUAUGUUAAAAGUUAAUUUUCCUAACAAAACUAGUGGGAAUAGAAAUGCUGUACAAUACUACUAUAUAAUUGUCCUCCAUUCUAAUGGCCAGCAGGUUGUUGUUGUUGUUGUUGUCUUGCUUAAUGAUGCAAUCAAGGUUGAUAUUCAGAUUCUUGGGUUGAAUUUGUAUAGGCAUCUUAAGGGCAAGUAAAGAUAAGAGCAUAUUUUUUCUUUAAUACUUUUAGUUGUAUUUAAACUUUUUUUUUUUUACCAUUGAAAGUCAGAUUUGACUUCAAGCAGAUUUCCUUUUUAAUGAGCUACACUUUUUAAUAUCCAUUUAGAAUGUGGGUCACCCUCAAGUGUGCAUCGACCCUUAGGAAAUGCUGUUAAUUUAUGCCCAUAUUUUGUCACUAGUUAAAAUUACCAAAUUAUAUUAAUAAAUAAUGUCAUCAUAGUUGAGUUACCCUUGGAAUGAGAUCAAGAAAAGCUAUUGAAUGCAAUGAAACCACAUUUUGAAAGUGGGAAUAAUUAGCUAAAGUCUUUAGCUAAUUUAUAUUAUAUAUAUAUAUAUAUAUAUAUAUAUAUAUAUAUAUAUAUA